This is a messenger RNA of Chara braunii, 1076 nucleotides long. NCBI's taxonomy places the organism in Eukaryota, Viridiplantae, Streptophyta, Charophyceae, Charales, Characeae. The record is from the annotation of a GenBank genome assembly.
CACGAGUGGAUGUAGGCUUUGACGUCAGCAAGGAGGGAAGGCCAAUGGAAAUAACGGGAGAUGGUAUCAAAGGUUUUCUGGAAACCAAGGUGGCCAGCGGUCUUGGCGUCGUGGUGCUCGGCCAAGAGCUGGGUGCGGAGGCCACGGGUGUCAGGGAUGCAGAGUUGGCGGGUGCCUUUGGUUUCAAUGUAGAGAAGGUUGUCGUGGAUGGCGAAGCCGGAGACGGGGUCGAGGUUACGGAGUUUGUUGUAGAUGGUGGAGAAGUCGGGGCAAGAGAGGUAUCCUUGGGUGUAGCGAUGGUGGAGCGAUGGCAGGAGUCGGAUGUGGGUCAUGGCGGCGUAGACUUUCUCAAGGGGCUUGUGGUUGGGGCAGCGGGAGAGGGCAUCGGCAACACGGUUGCUUUUGUCGGGGGUGUGGCAAAUGGUGAAGGUAAAUUGGGCAAGGAAGUCGAGCAAGCGGGCUUGGCGAGGGGUGAUGUCUUUCUUGGUAAGAAUAGAGGAAACGACGGUGUUAUCGGUACGGAUGGUGAAAUAUUGCCCGUCGAGGUAUUCUACGCUAGAGGCAGCAAAUGUGCAUUUGCUGAGCUUGGCGUAGAAUUUCUGGUCGUGGAGAAUGGCGAGAACUUGGCGGAGAUGAUCAAGGUGGGACUCGAAGGUGGGGCUAAAAACAAGGAUGUCGUCAAGGUAGAUCACGACACAGACUUCGAGGAGGUCGCGGAAGAUGUGGUUCAUGGUGGAUUGGAAUGUGGCGGGGGCGUUGGUGAGACCAAAAGGCAUUACGAGAAACUCGUAGUGCCCGAAGCGGGAGCAGAAGGCGGUUUUGUAGGUGUCCUCCUCGGGGAUGCGGAUCUGGUGGAAGCCACUGCGGAGGUCGAUCUUGGUGAAGUAUUUGGCUCCAAGGAGGUGAUCAAGAAGUUCGGAUAUCCGGGGAAGCGGAUACUUGUUCUUGAUCGUGACCCGGUUCAAGGCGCGGUAGUCCGUGCUCAUGCGGAGUUCUGAGGUGCCGUUCUUCUUGACGAAGAGACAGCUGGUACCGAAGAAGGGAGGAGCUAGGCUUAAUGAAUCCUUUUUCAAGGA